Oncorhynchus keta (chum salmon) is the source of this 6321-nucleotide messenger RNA. Its product is annotated as galactose-3-O-sulfotransferase 2-like. NCBI's taxonomy places the organism in Eukaryota, Metazoa, Chordata, Actinopteri, Salmoniformes, Salmonidae. Gene Ontology annotation, cellular component: membrane. The transcript is spliced from 4 exons. The record is from RefSeq and is a predicted model, not a curated record. Gene Ontology annotation, molecular function: galactosylceramide sulfotransferase activity. The coding region runs from base 129 to 2066 and encodes 645 amino acids. Gene Ontology annotation, biological process: glycolipid biosynthetic process.
GGAACCCUACUCUAAAAGAGGACUAGGGAAUCUGUGGCUCGGGGACGGGGUUAUUGGGAGAGUGAAUUGGGUUGGUCGGAGUUUCAUGCAGGACCGGGGUUCCUGGGCACCCCCCUCCAGGUACAGAAAUGCCACCCUCGGCAAGGAAAUCGAUCAAGGAGCGCGAGCUGUUCUCCCUGACCUCAUCCUUACCAUGCGCCUCGUGGCUGGAGGUACUGCUGUGUAGCCCCAUACGCUAUCUAUGGAUGGUCCUCAUGGCACUCACUGUGCUCUGUGUGGCCAUCCAGAUCCUAGGAGUCGUCUGGCAGUCCAGGAACGACAAGAUGUUGAGCAAGAAGCUCCUGAAUGUGCGGUUUACCAUCGAGAUCCAGGGAACGCUCCCAACUGAGCAGAGGGACUGGGAAAACUUGCGCUCUUCGCAUGCCCCUGUCGUAGAAGAGGAAGUGAGGUCACAGGAGGAAGGAGCUCCUAAACAAUCGGCCAAAGAGAACCAGAAGGUAGCAGAACAUCAAGAUGGCAGAGAUGAGCCAGGAGUGGAGAGGAGACUCCAGGUGCAUCACCAACAUUUAAAGCUCUCAAACACUUUCAAUAAGGUCAAAGACUCCAGGAAAGAGGAAAGGGGUAAAGUUUUAGCAGCAAAGGCAGCCCUGCCCAAAUUCACGUUGGGUGAUGAUGAGUUGCAUUUGGGGGUUCCCGGGUCUGUGGUUCUCCAGCUGGGCCACCCAGCUAUCAGAGUGGUAUCUACCCUGUCUCACAAACCUUUCCAGGUCCCCUUAACCAAUCAGCUGAAGAGUAGAAACAGCCUUGCCCCUCUAGGCACCAACUCUGUAGUUGCCGGGGUGAUAAGCGAAGUGAAUCCGGGGAUUGCCACCUCCACCUGUUGGCCGAAGAACCACAUCGUCUUUCUAAAGACGCACAAAACGGCCAGCAGCACCAUCUUGAACAUCUUGUAUCGCUAUGGCGACAGCCGCAAUCUGACCUUCGCCCUUCCGCUGAACAUGCACAGCCAGCUGUUCUAUCCCUUCUUCUUCACCUCACACUUUGUGGAGGGAGUUAGGAGCCGCAGUGUCAAAAAGUUCCACAUCAUGUGCAACCACAUGAGGUUCAGACCACCAGAGGUGAGGAAAGUGAUGCCCCAGGACACAUUCUACUUCUCCAUCCUGAAGAACCCUGUUGCCAUGAUGGAGUCCAUCUUCAUCUACUACAAGAGCAUUCCCGCCUUCCGCAAGGCCCGCAGCCUGGACGACUUCCUCGACAACGGUUGGCGUAGUUACAACACAUCCCUGCCCAACAACCACUACGCCCGUAACAUCCUGACCUUUGACUUUGGUUUCGACAACAACGUCGCCACAGAGACGCCCGGAGACCUAGAGACACGGGCCGCCACAGCCAUUGCCGCUAUCGAGGAGGACUUCCACCUUAUCCUCAUCUCAGAGUACUUUGACGAAUCCAUGAUCCUGCUCAAGCGCGCCCUCUGCUGGUCUCUGGACGACAUCGUCUCCUUCAAGUUGAACAGCCGGAGCGAGCGCGCACGGAACAUGCUCUCCCCGCACACCGCUGACAAGAUCAGAGCCUGGAACGCCCUUGACUGGCGGCUCUACCUGCACUUUAACGCCACCUUCUGGCGACGCGUGGACACUACUGUGGGGCGUGAGGAGAUGAGGCGGGAGGUGACUCGGCUGCAGGAACAACGUGCCAAACUAGCCAAAACCUGCCUGAAGGAUGGUGGUGCAGUGGACCCGUCGCAGGUACAGGAUGCAGGGCUGAAGCCCUUCCAGUAUGGAGCGGCCAUAAUCCAGGGCUACAACCUGAACCCUGGGCUGGACGGACCCACCAAAACACACUGUCAGAACCUGAUCACUCCAGAGCUGCAGUACACAGACACUCUCUACACCAAGCAGUUCCCGGAGCUUGCCACUAGGCAGAGACAGGCCGCCAAACUGGUCGCCUCACAACGUCAGCUUGGUCCAGCCAAGGUCAGCCCAAACAAAGCAACCAUGGCUGGGCCGGUGAGGGUGAGGGAGGCCCGACACAGUAGGACAGACAAUAGUGGACCGAAACCCUAAUGCCCAGAACCAAAAUAACCCCUGCCCAACUGUCCUGUCUAAAAUCACUGCAGAUAGAAGUGACAGAAACAUGCCUUGAGGUGUGGCUCUUUCAACAUAGACUAUGGGACUAAUGGGACAAUCCAAAUCCACAGGAGCUCAUCAUUGAUGCUGAGCACAGGGGUCUUUUUCAGCUGAACAGCCGAUGGCUCUGUUUUGUCUGUACAGUGAGGACGUUUCGCUGCACAUUAUGCUGACUCUGGCUGGCUGCAGUGCAUACGGCCAGUUUGCUGACUUUGGUGGCACUAGGAUAAGCUCUAGUGUUUCUAUCCAACGAUACUGGACCUGUGUGGGUGGAGGGGAUGGAGUUGGGGGAGGAAGAGGAAGAGAAGGAAGUAGAGGGAGAGUGCAACUGGGCUGAUUGUCCUGCCUUGACUGGUUGGAUUGGAAGUAGCAUCUCAUAAACCCUCUCAUCUAAUGUCUCCCCUUGCUCUUGUCACACACUGAGGUUUAGAAUAUGAACCCUUGUGGUGUACUAUAGUUUGAAUGACACAUAUGUGGUCCUAUUGAUUAAACUGAUUGGGGUUGGGUAAGGCCUGUAGUACAGUAGGCCUAUGUACAGUACCAGUGAAAAGUUUGGAGACACCUACUUAUUCCAGGGUUUUUCUUUGUUUUUACAAUUUUCUAUGAUGUAGAGUAAUAGUGAAGACAUCAACACUAUGAAAUAACACAUGGAAUCAUGUAAUAACCAAAAAGUGUUCUUCAAAGUAGCCACCCUUUGCCUUGACAGCUUUUCACACUCUUGGCAUUCCCUCAACCAGAUUCAUUAGGUAAUCACCUGGAAUGCAUUUCAAUUAACAGGUGGGCCUUGUUAAAAGUUAAUUUGUGGAAUUUCCUUCCUUCUUAAUUAAUGCGUUUGAGCCAAUCAGUUGUGUUGUGGCAAGGUAGACGUGGUAUACAGAAGAUAGACCUAUUUGGUAAAAGACCAAGUCCAUAUUAUGGAAAGAACAGCUCAAAUAAGCAAAGAUAAGCAAAGAUAAACUACAGUCCAUCAUUUAGACAUGAAGGUCAGUCAAUACGGAAAAUUUUAAGAAAUUUGAAAGUUACUUCAAGUGUAGUCACAGUUUAUGAUGAAACUGGCUCUCAUGAGGACCGCCACAGGAAAGGAAGACUAAAAGUUAUCUCUGCUGCAAAAGAUAUGGUCAUUAGAGUUAACUGCACCUCAAGUUGCAGCCCAAAUAAAUGCUUCACUGAGUUCAAGUAACAGACACAUCUCAACAUCAACUGUUCAGAGGAGACUGCAUGAAUCAGGCUUUCAUGGUCAAAUUGCUGCAAAGAAAACUAAAGGACACCAAUAAGAAGAAGAGACCUGCUUGGGCCAAGAAACACGAGCAAUGGACAUUAGACCGGUGGAAAUCUGUCUUCUGGUCGGAUGAGUCCAAAUAAUUUUCGGGGGUUCCAACCACCGUGUCUUUGUGAGACGCAGAGUAGGUGAACGUAUGAUCCCUGCAUGUGUGGGACCUACCAUGAAGCAUGGAGGAGGAGGUGCAAUGGUGUGUAGGUGCUUCGCUGGUGAAACUGUCAGUGAUUUAUUUUGAAUUCAAGGCACAAUUUACCAGCAUGGCUACCACAGAAUUUCUACCACAGAAUUCUGCAUUGAUACGCCAUCCCAUCUGGUUUGCGAUUUGUUUUUCAAUGGGACAAUGACCCAAAACAUACCUCCAGGCUCUGUAAGGGCUAUUUGACAAAGGAGAGUGAUGGAGUGCUGAAUCAGAUGAUCUGGCUUCCACAAUCACCUGACCUCCAAAAAUUGAGAUGGUUUGGGAUGCGUGGGACCGCAGAGCGAAGGAAAAGGAGUCACCAAGUGCUCAGCAUAUGUGGGAACUCCUUCAAGACUGCUGGAAAAGCAUUCUUCAUGAAGCUGGUUUAGAGAAUGCCAAAAGUGUACAAAGAAGUCAUCAAAGCAAAGGGUGGCGACUUUGAAGAAUCUAAAAUUACUACGUGAUUCCAUAUGUGCUAUUUCAUAGUUUUGUUGUCUUCACUUUUAUUUUACAAUGUAGAAAAUAGUACAAAUAAAGAGAAACCCUUGAAUGAGUAAGUGUGUCCAACAUUUUGACUGGUAGUGUAUCUGUCAGAGAGAAGAUGACUCAAUUUGGAGGUGAAUAAAAUACAUGAUGGUAUGUUAAACAUGUACUGUAUGUGUAGCGGACUGGGUGUAGUGGGUGAGAAGUCAGGUGCAGGAAGCAGAGAGUUCAGGGUAACGCUAUAUUAUAUGCACAAAACGGCGAACAUAAGCCAACCCCACGAAAGCACCGGGCGCACAACAAAACAAAUGCCCCAAACACGGGGACUUAAACUGUCCAGCAAAACCCAAUGAAAUGGGAAACACAUAACCCACAGACGUGCACACACGUUAGACAAAACAAUCCCGCACAAAGAGCAGGCGGGCCUACUGGUAAAUAAAGCCCGACUAACCAGCCUAAAACACAAACAGGUGAAACCAAUAAACAGAAAGGGGAAAAAAGGAUCAGUGGCUGCUAGUAGGCCAGUGACGACGACCGCCGAGCGCCACCCGAACAGGAAGGGGAGCCACCUUCAGUGGUGACAGUAUGUUAAACAUCACAGGAGGCUGGUGUGAGGAGCUAUAGGAGGACAGGCUCAUUGUAAUUUACAUUUGAUUUAUGUCACACCCUGAUCUGUUUCACCUGUCCUUGUGAUUGUCUCCACCCCCCUCCAGGUGUCGCCCAUGAUCCCCCGUGUAUUUAUACCUGUGUUCUCAGUUUGUCUGUUGCCAGGUCAUCUUGUUUGUCAAGUCAACCAGUGUUUUUGUUCUCUGCUCCUGCUUUUCACAGUUUCUCUUUUUCUCACCCUCCUGGUUUUGACCAUUGUCUGUCCUGACUCUGAGCCCACCUGCCUGACCACUCUACCUGCCCCUGACCCUGAGCCUGCCUGCUGACCUGUACCUUUCCGCCACCUCUGCAUUGUUUGACCUCUGCCUACCCUGAGCUUGCCUGCCGUCAGGUACCGUUGCCCCACCCCUGGUUUACUGACCCCUGCCUGCCUUGACCUGUCUAUUGCCUGCCCCUGUUGGGUUUUACCUUGAUUCCUGAUCAUUUUUUAGGAGCCCCAUUAGCCAACGCCAAUGGCAACAGAUACAUUACAGACAAAAGAUUUGACAAUUUACAUGCAUUUAAAAACAUUAACAUGUAGUGUGUGUGUGUGCAUCUAUCAGUUACGCAUACUGUAUUAGUACAUAUACAGAACAAGUAGGUCACAUGGGGGAGAGGCGUUGUGCUGUGAGGUGUUGCUUUAUUUGUUUUUUUGAAACCAGGUCUGCUGUUCACUUGCACUAUAUAAGAUAGAAGGGAGUUCCAUGCACUCAUGGCUCUGUAUAAUACUGUAUGUUUCCAUGAAUUUGUUGUGGACCUGCGGACCGUGAAAAGACCCCUGGUGGCAUGUCUGGUGUAUAAAGUGUGUGUGUCAGUGACAAAUGCCUGGAAUGGAAUCAAUGGAAUGGUACCAAACACAUCAAACACAUGGAAACAACGUGUUUGACUCUGUUGCAUUGAUUCAGUUCCAGUCAUUAGAAGGAGGCCGUUCUCCUAUAGCUCUUCACAUCUCAGCCUCUUCUCGUAGACAUUUAAGUGAAAGAUGUAAUAACAGAAUUACAAAAUGUUUGACUUAAGAGCACAUCUCAACUCUUUCGAUACCUACCUAAAGAUAGCCAGAGCUUGUAAUAUUCUGUAAUAAUAGAUUUGUACAUCAACUCUCAUGCAGAUAGCAGAAAGUUCCUAGAAUUUCCUCAUCCUUUCAGGUUAGAAACUGAGAGAGAUUCAGUGUCUAAAGGUAAAUUCAGUAACUGAGAGAGAUUCAGUUACUAAAGGUAAUUCAGUAACUGAAAGACAUUCAGUAGGCCACUGUGGAAAAAUAUUCACCUACCAAGACGGCGCAAAGGAGCUCUCGAUUCUCAGAAAUGGGAAUCAAAUUAAAAUGUUAGAUUUCUUAGAAGACCAAAUGAUUAGUCUCUUUAAAUUCAAGUGUGUUUUUAAAUCAUACUGCACUUUAGUGUGAAUAUAUAUAAAUGAGGUGUAAAAAAUGAUCGUAAAAUGGAAAUGUAGAUUUUGUAUGUAGAGAUGAUUUUGUGAUGUGAGUCCUUAUAUCACAAUACCUGCAUUUUAAAGUGGUCUGAUAUUUAAGUUUAUUUUUCUCAUUGUUGUGAGUGAUGUUGCCACAGAUUUCAAAUUGAAAUGGUCAAAUAAAAGGGUUCUUACUUUUG